CCGCCUCCCCCAGCGAUGUUCCCCUCCCGGAGGGCAAAGCUUGCCCCAUGUCCAUUUUCACAGUCUCCACCUUGUACUCAGAAAGAGCCCAGAGGGAGAGAGAGACUCUGUGGAAGUUCCAGUCUCCCUAGGUCACAUGCAGGACUGGGCUCUGCUCUUCCCCAGCGGAAACAACCAGCGCAGGACCAUAGGGGGUCCAGAUGGUUCCUUGGUGGCCUCCCCCGGAAAUGCUCCGUCUUCCACCUCUUCGUUGCCUGUCUCUUACUGGGCUUCUUCUCCCUACUCUGGCUGCAGCUCAGCUGCUCUGGUGAUGUGGCCAGGGCAGCCAGGGGACAGGGGCAGGAGACCCCAGGUCCACUCCAGGUUUGCCCCCCAGAGCUACCCCCUGAGCACUGGGAAGAAGAUGCAUCCUGGGGCCCCCAUCGCCUGGCAGUGUUGGUGCCAUUCCGUGAACGCUUUGAGGAGCUCCUGGUCUUCGUGCCCCACAUGCACCGCUUUCUAAGCAGGAAGAAGAUCCAGCAUCACAUCUAUGUGCUCAACCAGGUGGAUCAUUUCCGGUUCAACCGGGCAGCACUCAUCAAUGUGGGCUUCCUGGAGAGCAGCAACAGCACCGACUACAUUGCAAUGCACGACGUGGACCUGCUCCCCCUCAAUGAGGAGCUGGACUAUGGCUUCCCUGAGGCUGGGCCCUUCCAUGUGGCCUCCCCAGAGCUCCACCCGCUCUACCAUUACAAGACCUACGUGGGCGGCAUCCUCCUUCUCUCCAAGCAGCACUACCAGCUGUUCAAGGCCCCAGCCAGGAGAGGAAGAGGAGGAAGGGGGAGCCUGUCAGGCUUGGGCUGGAUUCUCCUAAGCAUUAGGAUGCCAGAAUGCCCCUGGGAGGAGGGGCAGGUGACAGAUGCUGCCUGUCUUUAUGUCAGUGCAAUGGGAUGUCUAACCGCUUCUGGGGCUGGGGCCGCGAGGAUGACGAAUUCUAUCGGCGCAUCAAAGGAGCUGGGCUCCAGCUUUUCCGCCCCUCGGGAAUCACCACUGGCUAUAAGACAUUUCACCACCUACAUGACCCAGCCUGGCGGAAGAGGGAUCAGAAGCGUAUUGCAGCUCAAAAACAGGAGCAAUUCAAGGUGGACCGGGAGGGAGGCCUGAACACUGUGAAGUACCGGGUGGAUUCCCGCACAGCCCUGUCUGUGGGCGGGGCCCCCUGCACUGUCCUCAACAUCGUGUUGGACUGUGACAAGGCUGCAACGCCCUGGUGUACCUUUGGCUGAGCGGCGCAGACAGUAAGGAAGCCUGUGCCUACAGGCCGCACAGCUGCUCAGCUGAGGCUGGAAGCCAGGCCUGGGGCCCGGCUCUCUUAGGAGACAGAGUGACCUGAAGAAACGUCCGGCUCUGUAUUGCGCCAGCCUGGCCCCCAAAGGGAGGCUUGAACUGGGACAGGACACACAUGCCUGAGACACUGCUGGCAAUAAAGAGUGAUCAUUGAACGGCUGAAAAUGCUUCGACUAGAACUCUCCACCUGGCCUUCCUGCUGUUGUACUCUGCCCUCCUUUGUGUGCGGAGGCCUGCAGGCAGCGGGAAGGGUUGAACUGGACAACUUCUAACUCGCCUCACUCUUGGUCCUUCCCGCCGGACUGCCUGAUGCAGAGAUGCGGUUUAGAAGCCACGUGGCUGAUGUAGGUGGCAGUUGCCGUUGGGACGCUUAGCACUUCAGAAGCCAGCACACAAGCCCCACAGAAAAGAACAGCAGAUACCAGCUCCAGCUGGUUUUCACAUAUAGGAAUGUGGACCUCAUGUUACUAGACCUUUUGAUUUUUCAAAAGAAGCUAGAAUGCUGGAUUCUUAAGUGAAAUCUGAUUUUUUAAUGAUAGCAGCUAAUUGAAACUUUUGAAAAGUACAGCAGGCCAAACAAAA
This is a messenger RNA of Cavia porcellus (domestic guinea pig), 1908 nucleotides long. It is a transcript of the gene B4galt7, whose product is annotated as beta-1,4-galactosyltransferase 7. NCBI's taxonomy places the organism in Eukaryota, Metazoa, Chordata, Mammalia, Rodentia, Caviidae. Gene Ontology annotation, molecular function: xylosylprotein 4-beta-galactosyltransferase activity. The record is from RefSeq and is a predicted model, not a curated record. The coding region runs from base 16 to 1143 and encodes 375 amino acids. Gene Ontology annotation, cellular component: Golgi apparatus. Gene Ontology annotation, biological process: proteoglycan biosynthetic process; carbohydrate metabolic process. The transcript is spliced from 7 exons.